Molecule: messenger RNA, 351 nt
Organism: Habropoda laboriosa
Lineage: Eukaryota; Metazoa; Arthropoda; Insecta; Hymenoptera; Apidae
Product: protein C10
Exons: 3
Coding region: 1-351 (116 amino acids)
Biological process (GO): post-embryonic development
Source: RefSeq, a predicted model, not a curated record
AUGACUACUGUGCCUGCCUUUACUCCGGAAGUUGCGAAAGCUGUCUUAACUGACGUUCUAACAGCGUUAAAUACUCCAGAAAAUAUCCAAAAGCUCGCAGAAGCUAAAGAAAAUUCUGGAAAUGAAAUGUUGAAAAUGAUGCAAUUUGUCUUUCCAAUUGUUGUACAGAUUCAAAUGGACGUUAUUAAAAACUACGGUUUUCCGGAAGGACGAGAAGGUACAGUUCAAUUUGCACAAUUACUCAGAGCUCUAGAAAGGGAAGAUCCUGAAAUAGCACAAUUACAUAGUCAAGUUCGCUCGUAUUUUCUUCCCCCUGUUACUAUAAGCUCUUCAACCGAAGCAUCUCUUUAA